AUGGUUGGUCAGCUGUUCUUUCCCCUACGUCCUUUUUUCAAGAGGUGUCAUGGGCAAUUAAGACGCUCAAGCACGUGUUUUUUCUUUCCUGGGCAAGGAGCUCAGUAUGUCGGAAUGUGUAAAUCUUUUCUCAAAGAGCCAACGGUGAUACAACUAUUUGACGACGCUCACAAGAUAUUGGGGUAUGAUUUACUGAACAUAUGCUUGAAUGGACCCGCUGAAGUGUUGAACAAAACAGAGACAUGUCAGCCAGCAGUGGUUGUCUCUUCACUUGCUGCACUUCGGUUUCACAGGGCAAAGCAAUCACAGGUAAAAUUUCUCACAAAACAUCGUUCCAAACCUUGUAGAUAAAGUAGAUCUUAGCCUGUGUCGCAGACAUAAUCCAACCCUGGCUUGUAACGUCUGCUAAGCAGUGCCAAGAUCCUUGUCCUGUACCCCCAGUAGACUUGACAAAAUUAAUUAUCGGAUGUGCAAUUGCAAAUUUUCCUUCAGCUGUAUUGGUCAUUUGAACAAUGGCUUAUGCGGCAGGCUAAUCAUGGCAUACACUCAAAUCCUGCUACACAACUGGGGACCUACCACAUAGGCCCUGCCAGGGUAAAUUCCGACAAGCAACAUGACCUAAAAAGUACUGAGAAAGGGUAAUGAAAUCGUGACAAGAGAUGUCCUGCCUCAGCCAAAUUACGACAGUGACAGUACAGCUGAGAAUAAGUUAGUGAUAAAGAACCAUGGUUUGCUAAUUUAUCACAAGUCUGAAUGCCAAGAAGAAGUAAGGUGUUUGAUCCGUGAAAUGUUAACUGAGAAAUUGCAGAACUGUAAUAGUUUCUUUACAAUGCAUCGCUCCCCCCUUUUCUAAAAUUGCAACAAAGACAAAGAAUUUUCAUUCAAUUUUCAACAGUGACGUGAAACAUUUAUAAACACUGACACGAGACGUUUUAAAAUUCAGACGAGGCUGAGGCUGAGGCUGAUAACACUUACCGAGACCUUGAUUAUUUAUGAUAUCACAAAAACCAAAUCUAAUAGUUGUUUUAUUAUACAAUGUAAGAAAAUAACAACAAACACACCAUCGCAAGGUACCUGAAUUGAUAUGAUUGUCAUUGGAAAUCAUGCAUUGUGUGCGCAACCCACGGAUUCGUUAGUUAUCUGCUAGCAGGUAACUAACCAAUCUGUAGGUUGCAUUGAUUUCCAAAAUUAGCUGUAGGCUCUCACACAACGAGAAGACAUGUAAUGACAUAUAACAAUGUAUAAUAAUACACGUUAAUUUUUAUUAGCUGCCUUCGCGUUCCAUUUGGGUCAAGAUUAUUGGUCUCUUGGGGAUGAUUUCUUGAAAGUCCCAGUAAUUCGUCAGAUCCAAAGCCACACUUUAAAAUCAAAAGCUAAAGAAUACAGUAGAAGCCUGUUAACUGCAACUCUGAAGGGAACCUAAAAACACUUCGAGUUAGCGGGGGUUCGAGUUAUCAGGGUCCAUUGCAAUUGAAUGUCAAAUUUGCCAUCUUAAUAAUAUCAAUAGUUUACUGAUUUUUCAGCACUUCAGAGUAUAGUACAGUGUAAAUUUAACAAAUUUCAGUCAUCAGAAAUGGUAACAUAAUUAUGCUUUUAAUGAUAAAACAUGACCUGUUUGUUGCACCGAUCAAACCAAAUUACUGUAGUGUUAGUUUUGGUGUUUUAAUUGAUUAUACAACAAGAAGAGCUAAUGAAAUGGCAGUCAAGUGAUUGGGGUAAAUUUUAAUGAAAUUUUGAUCAAGGGAAAGGUAAUUUAGGUCGAGUUAGUAAGGAAUUUGAGUUAUCCAAGAUCGAACUGAUUAAAAGUGACUGAAAAGUAGAGUGAAAUCUAAGGAAAAUGGUAAAUCCUCCAAUUAGUAUAUAAACAUACACUGAAAGUCUUAAAAUGCUACUUAUAAAUUUUUGGCCGUUACUUAUUCCUAUGGGUCUCUUGACAUGGAACCUUUUAAACCUUGUUCUAGGUAUUUCCUGAUUGGUCAAAUAAACUCGAUGCAUGCACAACAAUUACUGCUGGGUUUAGUGUUGGAGAGUUGACAGCCUUAAUAUUUUCCGGAGCACUUUCUUUUAAAGAUGGUAGGGUUUUUCAAUACUCAGCUGCUUACUGUGCUUGGAUAUACAAGCAAACGUCCCAUUACCAAUUACCUCUCUUUGGCCAUCACAUAUCCAGGUUCUAAAAUAUCCUUGUUCAAAGCACUUUUAUCUAGUACCUUUCACCAUCAAACUGUCUUAUUUAUGCCUACUUGCUUAAAGUGUCCAAUGUAUGGGAAUUGUUAGCCCGCAAAAACAGACAUCUCUCCUCAGCUCUCUACCACUUUCGACAGAAAUUCCAUGAUACUGAUGAUGUAAAAUCUGUGCAGAAUCUGAUGAGGAGCUCUGAUUGGUCGACAUAGUAGUUACAUUGUUUUAGCUAUUGUUUACAAAUGACAGACAAAAGACAAAAGGCCACAAAGGUCAAAUGUAAACGAGAUGAAUCUACUAACAGUCAAUAUUCAUGGAAUAUAUUCCUCUUUACAAGAAGCAUUAUUUUGAGUUUUGUUGGAGCUUGCCUGCACAAGAACACAAAACUUUACUAAAAAUGAUCAGGAGAAACCUAAAAUCGAACAAAUUAAUUUACAUUUGGAACCCCAUGACUAUGGCAUAAAAUGUAAAUAUUGAUUUAAGUCAUCAGAAUAAAAUAAUAUUAUUGCUGUCACUAAGGCGCAGAUGCCUCUCCUGGCGAAACAAACCUACCGGCGAGGAGCAAUGAGAGAUGGCUGUGUUCAUGGGCUAAUGAAUUUUGAUUUUCUUGGUUGAUUACUGAGAACUGCACCCAAGCUCAAAUGAGAAAGAAAAAUUUGUUGUUGAGUGUUUACGUGCUCCACCAAAUGUCACAGAAAAUUUCGUAUCAUGUUAGAGCAGCAAAGAAGUGUACCAAAAAGCAUGCUUCAAUUUUUAUUGUUUUCACAUUGCCAUCACUGUUUUCAUUGAUAAAUUAAGCUCCCUAUUAUUAUUUGUCUAACCAAUCUACUGGGCUGUGGUGAAGUACAAGCCUGUUCAUGAUUACCAUAAUACAUAAGCAACAAUUAUUUGUAAAGUAAUCCUCUCUGUUUUUAGGUCUGAGACUAGUACAGCUGCGUGCACAAGCCAUGCAAGAAGCUUCGGAUCGGCACCCUAGCUGCAUGGUAUCUAUAAUGGCAUCCAAAGACCAGAGUGUUGAAGAGCUCUGUGACAGUGCAAAAGAAUGGUCACGCCACAGAGGUGUGCAAGAACCAGUUGCGUGUACUGCAAACUAUUUGUUUCCAGGAGGAUGGGUCGUGGGUGGUGAUAACUUAUCCCUGCAGUACAUCCUAGAGUUUGGAAAGUCCAAGGUGUGUUUUUAAACAACUUUUAGUUUCAGUAUUAGUUAUUUAUUGCCAGGGAAAAAAAACAGAUAUUCAUUACAUUAUUAUGCUACAGGUCAAAAUUAAAUUAAGGUUGAAAUUUUUUAACCUACAAUGUUAUCAUGGACAAAAGUCCUUGGGACAGUCAAAACAUAACUUCAAUUCUAUGUGUUUCACUUGUAAGUUAUGUUGCAAAAAGCAGUGCUGUCUUUUUACAAAUCCAUGUCCCCUCCCCACUCCCUACCCAAUACAAUGUUGAAAGAUCAAAGGAAUUGUACCUUGACGGUUUCAACACUGUCCAUGGGGUAGGGAGAGGAGGGGCUAGGGACGUACAGUGUUAGGAGCACGCGGAUACAAUUUUGCGUAUGUUAAAAAGUGUUUGAACUGUACAACUGUCCCAAGACUUUUGUCCAUGAUGGUAGGUUGAUUUUCUAUUUUCGUAGUCUUCUAGCCCUAAUUAUUCAUGAAGAGACAAGAAAACUGAGAAUCAAUCUAGGUUAAAAAAUUUCAACCUGAAUGUAAAUUUGACCCGUAACAUAUACACUGUAGUUAGCUAGUUAGUGAAGGAGACUGCUGGCCUGCAUGACCUCGAGAUGAACCUUGCCUAAACAGGGUGCAAAGAAAAUCAUUUUUACAGCUUGCAAGCUGAAGCUAGCAUUUACUAGCCUAGACAUCAUUUCAACUAGCCCCAAAAGCGUUUGAUGAGCAGAAUUGAUUUCACAGUUCUUCUGUUAUUCAAAUUCCUCAAAAAACAUCACUGCCCGUCGGGCAAGUUAAAAACAGAAUUCACUAGCCCCAUAGAAAAAUUCAUUAGCCCCGGGCUAUGGGACACUACUUUCUUUGCACACUGCUAAAUAAUUAUAUUUAGCCCCAUUUGUUUCUGUUAUAGCAUGGUAUCAAAAGAGCUCAGAUCAUCCCAGUUAGUGGAGCAUUCCACACCAAACUGAUGGAAUCUGCACAGGAUCCUCUAAGGAGGGCACUGGAGUCCAUUGAUGUACAAUCUCCUAAAUGUACAGUGUACUCAGGAACAAGCUGUGAACCAUUUACUACUCCUGAUCACAUUAAAAGGUAACAUUAAUGUAUUAGUCAAUUCCAAAAGUAACCUCUUCUCCUGGUCUGUGGGGCAAAUCUCAAUGCAUUUGACAUUAUUUUCCCCAGUUUGGUUGCAAAUUAGCCAGUCAAAUGCACCAUUGGUCAGAACCUAACAGAGCAUCAAAUACAAACAAAGCAUUUACAGUAUUAAUGUUGGUUAAGAAAAGCUCUGCUUUAAUGACAAUAAUAAUAAUAAUAAUUUUCAUUAUUAUUAUUAUUAUUAUUAUUAUUAUUAUUAUUAUUAUUAUUAUUAUUAUUAUUAUUAUUAUUAUUAAUAUUAUUAUUAUUACAUCAAUCUGAGAACAAAGAACUAUUAAAACAAGCACAUUGCUGCAAUUCCACAAUCCUCAAGAUGAAGUAUGAAAUUAAUAGUAAAUUUUAUGAUAGUAAGGAAGCCUACAUCAAAAUUAUGAACCAUUCUGAAAGCAUUGCUUAAAAGUUGUGAGGCAUAUUUUGCUUAUUUAGUGCGUUUUCAGUUAAUAUUAAAAUGGAAACAUGGAAGAGGAUACAGGUGUAAUAUGGUUAGUUAACGUAACUAACGCUCUAAAAUUGAAGAGUUUCUUUCAAUUGAAACUCUUCCUGCCCAGGCAAAACUGACAGUGUGUUGGCAAUAUAAUUUAUUUAAAACCUUAACUGUUGCAAAUCAUUUGACAGCGGUUAAGAUCAUCUGUCGCCGUCAUCAUUUCCUUGUGAAGACCAUUAAAUGAUAUCAAAAUGAUAACCGCUCGACAACGAAUAAACAAAGUAAUCAUAUCAUUUUUGAAUGAAUAUUUAUUUGUACAAGAAAAUUAUAUACCAUAACGUUGUCAUAUAAUAUAAUAAGCAAAAACAGAUUAAACAAAAUGGCCAAAUUAAUAUAAAUUAAUUAGCCAUGCAAAUUUUUUGAUAUAUAGAUUAUUUUGAAUUUCUAAACACUUUUGCAGUACAUUAUAACGUAUAAUAUUUUUAUUUGACAUCAGGUAAGGGACAGACUAAGAUAAAUUGGCCACCAUAAUAGACGUUUUCUCGUUCAUCCUUUCGUCAGACCUCAAUAAGCUUGACUAAUUUAUUCUUAUUAAGCUUUUUUCAAUUCUCUUUAUGCACUUUUCUCCUUUACAACAUGUUGAGUUGUUGCUUAAUGUGCACUGGUAUUAGAACCACUGAGUGGAGUUUAAAGUCAAAGUACCAUAAAAUUUUUCUGUCCUUGAAAGAGUCUCACCCAAAAAAGAUUGAUUCAGUCAUGUAUUUUAUGUAUAAUAUUAUAUUUUCAUCUCUAUCAACAUCUUGAACAAAAGCAUCCAUACUUUGAGAAUUCAAGUGCAUGAUUGCUUUAUCUUGUUGUAUAGCUUAAAGAAUAAUGAUUAUGGUAUUGGUAUCACUCAUGAAACUUAAUUAAUAUCUACAAAUCCUAUGAAAUUUUUGUACUUCCUCUGUUCAGAGAAGUUUUGAAUUUUUAUUUUAUAAAAUCACAAGUUUUUAUAGUAUCAGUCACAAUACCACAAAAUGUAUACUGGUUUGCCAAUAGUUUCCUAUUGAAAGGGGCCACUAAAAAAUUCCAGUUUGAGUGGUUAUCAAUGACCGUUGUGUUAAAUGAUAUUAGCCAUAAAAUGAUACAGCUUAAGUAUGCUGUAGCCUUGCUUGCAAUGUGUGUUGAUCCUAAUAGGGAUAAUGAGUUUUUUAUUGUGACAAUAUGAGCCAACAUGUCUUCAGUUAGAAAGAAGGAAUAUUAGCCUUUUCAGCAAGAAACACAUUUUGCUUAUUUGCAUCUCUGUUUUUCCUUAUCAUUUGUUGCUGCAGUUUUCCUUCAACAGUCUUAUAACUGUUGCUGAAGGAAGCCCUCUUUUUAUCACAGUCACUUCAAUCUUUCCAGUUAUUUUAAUGGCCUUAAAUAGUUCUUAAGAUCACUCUUGGUCUCUUGCAUUUUGUGGGGCAAUAUUUGUUAGGUGUCAUGACAUUCAAAUCCUUUGAAUAUUUGCGGUUUUAACAUGUACUUCAAUAUUACAGAAUGAUAUUUAGUAUCACAAGUCACAAUUUUUGUUUUAGUUUCUCCUUUUUUUUAUUUUUUGAUGUUGGUCUAGAGAAGUUAAGAGUGAGAUGCAGUGUUUUCUGCAAAGCAGUACAUCAAGAAAGUAUUGAAUAAAUUAAAGUAUUUAAGCUUUCCAGUUGACAUUUAAUUUGCAUUCAACAAGUUUUAGGUGGACAAUACCAUGACAUAUAAGCAACAAGAGAAAACUUAAUGGUUAUACUAAUAUCAAUGAGAUUGGUCAACAAAUAUGGUAGUUUGUGUCAGGGGUCAGUGAACAGUUAACUUGUUACGGCCUCAAACAUGCAUAAUUUCACCUUCCAUAAAUGCAAAAUGAAAAAUAUAAUAAUAAAACAAUUUUUGGUAUGAAAAGAAGGCAGAAGAUACAGGAAAAAUGUUUUAGAAAAGGGAAUGUGCUGUACUUAGCAUAUUUUAUUUGAAUUGAAGGACUUCUUAGUUAAAGACAUAUCACACAUAUAACAUCAAAGCCUAACAUAAAUGUUAUUUUUGCUGGGAAAAGAGAGUCAUCUACCAUUUCCUUGAAUUUGGCUCUUGCUGCAUGUAGAGCAACCCUAAUACAUACUAUGUCCUAAAAUGAGAAUUUUUUGCGUUUAAAACUAAGUACAUGUUUCAAUGAUUUAGCCGGGAUUCAUUAACACAAAAGAUUUUUAUAACUAAAAAUAACUUAGUAUUGUAAUCUCUAGAAAUACCAUAACUAUUGUUUAUAGGAAAGAAUGGAAAGUGAAAGCAGUUAACCAUCACUACAAAUAUUUGCACUAUUGAUAAUUUUUAUUCUUGGAAGUUUAAACAAGGUUUAACCCCGGGGGUUUCAAUAAAAAUUGAAAUAGCCAGCAAAUUUGAAUAGAGUAACUCACUGUAUCAACAGUCCACGUUUUCAAGGGGUGUCUGGAGGCAUGCUCCCUCAGAAAAUUUGAAAAUUGCAAAGCCCUGAUAAGCGAUUUCCAGCAUUUAGGGGACUAAACUGAGUAUAAAAGAGCGAGUUUUCCAUUCAAGAAGAUUUGGGUUUUAGUCAAAUUUUGAUUUUUAGCCACACAAUUAACUCCUGCAAGCAAUGAACAAAUGAUAAUUAUACUAAUUUAAAUACAUUUCCGCGUGAACAAAGUUUGGCUUUGUCUAUGACAUUAUUCAAACUAAUUGCUUCUUCGGAGGAGGAAAAAGUAGCCGACUUCUCUGAGCAAUGUAGCCGACGCAUUUUGUCGGUCGUCAGCCGGUGCUUAUUGAAAUGACUGUUAACCUGUUAGUUCUCUUUCACCCCAAGAUAGAAAUGAUGGAAAAGUUUAUCAUUUUAACUUUUGAUUCUGUGGAUGAAAUUCACUGGUUUUAGGGUGUUUACAAAUUAAAAUUUAGGAGUCACAUCAAUAAUUGAAUAUCUUCAUACAUACUGCAACUGCUAGUAGUGAAAGAUUUUAAGUGCUUCAAAAAAGGUGAUCUUUUUGUGAAGGUGUAAGCAGGCACUUGAAAGAGGAGGGGGAGAUAUUUGAAUUGAGUGCAAUUCAGUCUGUAAUCAUGCUGGUAAUUAACAAAAUCAGACCACUGUGUUUGGGGAGUCUGAUUUGUCUAGUGAAUCACAAGUAUGAUUACAAAACAAAUUGGACGACACAAAGUUCUGUUACCAAUAAUAUUAUUAAUCGUAUAACUAUAUAACAAAAUUUGUGACAUUUUAGGUUUUGUUUUAAAUUAAAAACACUAGAAAUUCUGAGAUUUACCAGCAGCCAUUUAAGUGCUUGAAUGAGAUGGUGUGUACUGUCCAAUUUCUUCGUUAGGCACGACUUGUACUGUCCCAUUACACUGUCCUAUUACAGUCAAGUCCCUUUAUAGUGGUUACUGUACGGACCUUGAGUUAGAAUCCUCAUUAGCCAGAGUCUGUAAUAGCGGGAGUUUAUUUCAGUCAAACAUCUAUAAUAUAUUUUUGCCUGAGAUGUAGCUGCUGUCCGUAUUAUCGGGGUGGCAGUCUGUUAUAGCGGAGUGGUUGCAAGGCAAGAGUUGUCUAUAGUGCUGAAGUCAGGACAAUUGAUAGUCAACAUUGGUAUAGUUAUGAUUAUUAGAUUAAUAGUACAGUAUCUAUUUAAGACAAAAUUUAAUUCCAGCAGUUGUUUAGUUCUCACAUGCUAUUUACUGGUAUUUACAUUGGUUAAAUACUGCAACAGUUGUUAUGGAGUUCAGGACUUGAUCCAUGAGACAGACAUCCAAUAUUAAUACCUUUUCUUCGCAAAAGCUAGUACCUACCUUCUCACCAUGAAUAUUAGUCUUUAAAUAGUUGACACAAAUGUUGUGGAAAAUAGCAUUUUAGUUUAGUGUUGUGGGCAAACAUUGUUUAUUAUUAUUAGAGUUUACUAACUAAACAUGCUAGUUUGUAAGAUGAGCUCUUCUUCCUGAGAUGUAUGUAAACCACAUUACUGUACAGGGGAAGUGGCCCAAAUAUCAGGAGCACAUGUAGUGUUUGUGAUAGGACAGUUGUAAGCAGUCUGUAUUUGUUGGAGUUUGAAAAUUUUGCCUCAAAAAUAUGUCUUUGAUUUUCAAAGAAGGUCUCAGCAUCUCAGAUUCUACCAUUCACCAUAUCCCUACUUGACAAACCAGCAAAUAAUGCCACCUCCAGCUCAUCACAUUUCGUGAGAGAUCUAGAGACGUCUUUGUUUUGAACCAAAACGUUCCAUACUGAUUCAUGUACAGUCCAUAAUCUGGACAGGAACACUGAUUGGUAUUACUCUUUUUAAAAUUAACAUGGGGACUUUCUAUGUCCCCCGCAGUGUCUGUACUUACAAAAGUCGUCAGAAGAAAUUUGUGUUUUCCAUGACAACCAGAUUAUGUAAACGUUGAUUUAGGUCAGCAGUAUGGAAUUUUUAAGGUCAAAAGGUUAACGUCUCUCACAAACGUCCAUAGUGACAUAAAGCGAGAAGAGGUGGUAAGUAUUUGACUACUGUCACAGCUGACAUAUUAGGUGGAUUUAGCAACAGAAUGAGAACGUCAGUUGACGACGGCGCGCACAAAUCAAACAACUGGCUUGACCAAUCGCAGAGUGGCAAAUUGGGAACCGGAAGUAGCGUUUAGUCCUUUCCGCGUGCUUUCGCGUCCUCAACUGACGUUCUUGUUCUGUUCCUAUAUCAGCCUAAUUAUUAUACGCUGUAUAGCACACACACUGACAUGCUUUUUGUUCCUGUUUCAGCUUGCUUUUGCGUCAGCUUGUAGAACCCGUCGAUUGGAUGAAAACUAUUCAAAACAUCACUAAGGAGUGUGGAAAUGAUAUUACAGUGUUUGAAAUAGGACCUGGAAAGCAGCUGAGAAGUAUGAUCUCUCGCAUUGACAGAGCACUGUUGACGAAUUUCACCAAUUUGGAGACAUGA
This is a messenger RNA of Porites evermanni, 9815 nucleotides long. NCBI's taxonomy places the organism in Eukaryota, Metazoa, Cnidaria, Anthozoa, Scleractinia, Poritidae. The record is from the annotation of a GenBank genome assembly.